Messenger RNA from Cynoglossus semilaevis (tongue sole), 1494 nucleotides. RefSeq names its product GDP-D-glucose phosphorylase 1 (gene gdpgp1). The record is from RefSeq and is a predicted model, not a curated record. Gene Ontology annotation, molecular function: GDP-D-glucose phosphorylase activity. The coding region runs from base 304 to 1401 and encodes 365 amino acids. Gene Ontology annotation, biological process: glucose metabolic process. Lineage: Eukaryota; Metazoa; Chordata; Actinopteri; Pleuronectiformes; Cynoglossidae. Gene Ontology annotation, cellular component: cytoplasm. The transcript has 2 exons.
GUUAAAGGAAAUGUGUCUGUGACGUGGAGGUGAAAUUAUCAAACGUGUAUGAUAUUUUAUAUAGUGCUAUCGUCUAUCUGUCUGUCUGUCUGUCUGUUAAGGCAAUCUAAAAAAUAAAUAAAGGUGAGUUGGAAGCCGAAUGAAUUUGUAGCUUCUUGCUGUUCUAGUGAGGUAACGUCGCUGCUAUCACAUUGUUUUAGUACAAUUCAUUUGUUAUUUAUUGAAUCAGCGAAUCGUCAGAGUCAUUCUUCUAAAGAGAGCCAGGACGACCACAUCUGUCAGCUUAAAGCUCAGUAUCCAACCAUGCCACUCCAGUUUGUGUACACUGACCAGGAAUUUGUCACAGAUGUCUGUCGGAGCAGUGGACCCAGUUCCAGGACGUCACCGGUACCAGCAAAGUUUGACACACUGCUCCAAACUGGCUGGACAAAGAGGAUGGAGGCGGGACUUUUUCGCUACACUCUAGGGGCUUUACAAACCCAUAUCAUGCCUGGUUCGCAUAACUAUGUGGCACAAUUAAAUGUUCAAAGAGGAAGUGAGAAAAGGAAGCCACAGGAGAUACUGAGCAUUAGGCAGGAAUUUAAUCCCAGACAGUUUAAUUUUAACAAAAUAAAUCCGGAGGAAGUUAUAUUUGAGAUGGUUAAGGUCACAGAAAGACACCCAGAUUUGCACAAUGGCGAGGAGGCGCCUCAGCCCAGUAGGAUGACUGUACUUGUCAAUGUCAGUCCUUUGGAGUUUGGACAUUGUCUCUUAGUUCCAGACCCUCUGAGCUGUCUGCCACAGAUUCUGACACCGUUCACCAUUCAGGUUGGAAUAGAGUCUGUGCUCCUGAGCUCAGACACUGGCUUUCGUGUGGGUUUCAACAGUUUGGGAGCAUUUGCGUCUGUCAAUCAUUUACACCUACAUGGCUACUACAUGGGCCGCGAGCUCAAGAUAGAAUCGAGACAGGCCGAACCACUGGUUCCUGAAAAGGGGUUUUAUCGCUUCUUAGACUUUCCUGUGGGGUUUCUGUUUUAUACAGAAUCAGAACAAGUGGAGGAAGUCUCCCGAGCUGUGUGUGAGGUGACAGACCUUCUGGUGGCUGCUAACGUCGCACACAACUUGUUCAUGACUAGAGGAUGUCCUCCCCAUGAUGGGAUGCAAGAUAAAGACGAUCUCAGUUUGAGGAGAGGCGUCCGUAUCAUUGUGUGGCCCAGGCUGUCGUGUUUUGGUGUCAAAGAAGACUCUGCCUUUAAUGUUGCUCUUUGUGAACUGGCUGGACAUUUGCCAUUUAAGAACAAAAGGGACUUUGAGUGCUACACUGAGAAAGAUGUCUCUGAUAUCAUUCAAAAGUAUCUUCUGCCGGACGAUGAGAUGAAAGCUUUAGAACAGCAGCUUGUUUUGCUUUUGAAGGACAGUUAAUGGAUUAAAGCCUUCAGAAAUGACAGACUACUCACAAACACUACUGUUACUUUUGUUUUAAAAUAUGUACAGUGCACGGUACUACUAAAUACA